AUGUCUCAGGAUGAAUUUGCAGCUUAUGUGGCAUGGCCCGCUAACCCAGCACAGGAGGGUGAUAGAGCUGAAGCAGCUAAUGAUUUGUAUCUGGAGGAGGAUCAUGAGGAUGUUGCUGAAGGUGGAUUUCCUGGAGGUCCAUUAGACACUUCAGUAUUGACACAUUACAUUCACCAUGUUGCUUAUGCGAUAUGGCAAGGUCAAGAACGGGAAGAGAUCAAGUUGAUCUCCCAUGGGAAGAAGUUAAACAGAUUAGGAUCCUGCCACGAGGGCAUUAGAGACAUCGUUAAUGGUUAUGGUCUGAUCUCUCUGGUAGGCAUCUCCUAUGACUAUGUGGAUAGGGGUCUACUACUGCCAUUUGUAGAGAGAUUUCAUUUCGAGACCAGUAGUUUCCAUCUCCCUGUGGGUGAGAUGACCGUGACUUUAGAUGAUGUGUCAUCGUUGCUGCACCUCCCAGUUUUAGGCCAGUUAUGUAAUCUGGAGGAAGUAGAUUUUGAAGAUAGUAGACGUGCCAUUGUGGAGCUUUUAGGCGUGGAUGGUGGGAGAGCUGGUGUUGAGUUACAUGCAGCUCACGGUGCGAAAGUCAGAUUGAGUUGGCUUCGAUACAUUUACGCUGAGCACUGUGAGCAGCGGCAUUGGGAGUACGCUGCCCGGGCAUACUUGUUGCAUCUAGUUGGAUGCAGUAUAUUUGCUGAUAAGAUUGCCACAUCCAUUCACGUGUCAUAUUUUUUGCUCUUUAGAGACGUACACGCAUGUGACCGAUAUGCUUGGGGCAUUGUUGCACUAGCAUAUAUGUAUGAGCAGCUAGGAGAUGUCAGCUUGGCUUCGACCAAACAGAUGGCAGGUUAUUUGACUCUGUUACAGAGUUGGAUAUAUGAGCACUUACCUACGUUGGGAAGAAGGCGUCUGGUGUCUUCGUACAUGGAAGACAGACCGCGUGCUGCGAAGUGGGAGUCACCGAGGCAAGGAUGGAUCAGGAUUGGUGAAACGUUGUGUCGAUAUUUGCCUGAGCGUGUUUUGAGGUACUUUGGGUUUCAGCAGUCCAUCCCUCGAGACCCACUCGUUGUUGAAGAUGAGGACAUACUGGCCAUCGAUGAUGCUUGGUUGCACUAUCAUAAUCAUGUGGUUAAGGGUAUGGUCAUCGGCAGAUUCCCAUCUGAUUGUGUUGAUGGUUACCUUCCUUGGUUUAGGAUGAUAUCUCAUCCUUAUAUUAUUCAUGCUGCCGAUGACGAUCGACCGAGUCUUGCUCCCAGACUGUGA
Molecule: messenger RNA, 1260 nt
Organism: Vigna angularis (adzuki bean)
Lineage: Eukaryota; Viridiplantae; Streptophyta; Magnoliopsida; Fabales; Fabaceae
Product: protein MAIN-LIKE 1-like
Exons: 5
Coding region: 1-1260 (419 amino acids)
Biological process (GO): meristem maintenance; meristem development
Source: RefSeq, a predicted model, not a curated record